Gallus gallus (chicken) is the source of this 5996-nucleotide messenger RNA. It is a transcript of the gene ATPSCKMT, whose product is annotated as family with sequence similarity 173 member B. The coding region runs from base 324 to 1073 and encodes 249 amino acids. The transcript has 5 exons. Gene Ontology annotation, molecular function: protein-lysine N-methyltransferase activity. Lineage: Eukaryota; Metazoa; Chordata; Aves; Galliformes; Phasianidae. Gene Ontology annotation, biological process: peptidyl-lysine trimethylation; regulation of mitochondrial ATP synthesis coupled proton transport; positive regulation of proton-transporting ATP synthase activity, rotational mechanism. The record is from RefSeq and is a predicted model, not a curated record. Gene Ontology annotation, cellular component: mitochondrion.
GCCGCGCCUGCGCACAGAGCCGCCCCGAGACUUAUUUCGCCGAUGGGAGUUAUGUGGCGCCUGGGCUAGAGCGUUCUGGAAGCAUCUGACGCUGUAGUAGCAGCGCGGUGCUGCGUGGCCCUGUCCACCAGCGUGGGGGGGGGGGAGGAAAGGGAUAUCCUUUGGCAGAAUACAGGAGCUAAGCGGCCUGCACCGGGGUGACGUGAAGCGAAGGAGUGAGAACAGACGCACCGAGGAUUCAGAAAGGUGCCUUCUCUCUUUCCUCCGCCUUCCGUAGCGCGGGCAGGAGGGUGCCCCUCCGCUCUCUCCCCCGCCGUAUUGAGAUGGUAUUGCCCUCCUCUAUAAGUACGGCUGCAGGCGGCCCAGGUGCGAUGCCUAGUUCCCCACCAGCAGACAGCCCCUUGCCAGCAGGCUCUGAGGAUGGUUCGAGAAGGCGGCGCUGGGGGCUGUGGAUUACGGGUGGCGUAGGUGGGACCCUGGUUGCGCUGUAUGCUGUUGUCACCCCCUUUGUGACUCCGGCUCUGAGGAGAGUCUGCCUGCCCUUUGUUCCUGCGACUUCAGCUCAGAUUGAGAAUGUCCUGAAAAUGUUACAAGGCAGAAGAGGCUCUGUUGUUGACAUUGGUAGUGGGGAUGGCCGUAUUGUAAGUCACAGACACCUUCCUUCUCUAUUCCUUCUCAAAUAUGUGGUGAUAGCAGCUGCAAAAAGGGGAUUUGAAGCUGUUGGUUAUGAGUUAAAUCCCUGGUUAGUCUGGUACUCCAGAUACCGUGCCUGGAGGGACGGGGUACAUCACAAAGCCAAGUUUUAUAUUUCAGAUUUAUGGAAGGUUUCUUUUUCACGUUAUACAAAUGUUGUUGUUUUUGGGGUACCUCAAAUGAUGCCAGAGUUGGAGAAGAAGCUCAGAGAAGAACUUGAAUGUAAUGCCAGAAUCAUUGCUUGUCGUUUUCCAUUUCCAUGCUGGAUCCCAGAUCAUACAACUGGAGAGGGAAUAGACACUGUGUGGGCCUAUGAUUUGAAACAUUCUGGAGGAUUUGAAGCAAGAAACUUGGAAAUUACACCAGAAAGAGAAUCUUGAACAUCCAGUGUGUUUAUGUACUGAAAUUUUCAGCUUUGACUUCAUUUGUUAGAUGAUAAGUGUAAUGCAACAUAUACCUCAGGGUAUGGAGGACUAUAUUCUCUAAAAUGAUGAUUACUUGAAAACACAGGAAGGUGUAGUUAAAGGAUGUAAUGUGGUUGAAAAAACAAUAUGAGAAAUCGUUACAGAAAUCAAUAACUGCGGUAUGGAAAAUGGAGUAAAACAAGGUGCAGUAAUGUUAAGGGAAACGUGUAAGUUCAAGUACUUGAAUUGGCUAACCUAAAAUGUGCGUUUUUUGAUCCUAUGUAGCAUUUGCUACCGUUUUCAGAAGUGGUGUGCCAUUGGCUUCUCAAAUGAGCCGUAGUUCCCAAAUGUCUUCAUUAGGUAAGCUAAACAAGAGCAGUCAAUAUACAUCAUACAUCCAAGUGAUGCAAGCAGUGUGAAGAUGCUGGUAUUUUGCACUUCAGCCAUAAAUGUGUGUUUUUAAAUGGGAUAUGAUACAACAAGCAAAUAUAAUGAGUAUAUUCAUUAACAAAAUUGCAUCCCUUCAUCAUAAUUGCGCGUCUUUAUUUCUGUAGAGACAAAAGUGCAGGAAUGAGUUCUUGUUGGCAUAGGUCUUUGCAAAUGACCCUGAUUUUUGUCCUAAGGUCUCUGAUUUGGGAUAGAUUUCACAAGUCAUCUACUUGGCCAUGAAUUGUCACCCCUUUGAUGUGCCCAAACCUUGGAUAAGGUAUGUGUGAAACUUGUUUACUUGGGCACGUCAGGAAGACAAUCUCUGAUUUCCAGGGGAAGUUGAUCUGGCUGGCUUCAUUACAUGAGUAGAGCUGGUCUGAUUUAUAGCGAGGUGGGCAAGUUUUCCAAUUGGGCUUAUUUUUACUCUGAGCUGUACCACCUGAGAUCCUGAGAAUUGUGACAUCACUGCUUGGCUUUUCCUUGGAAGUGAAGCCAAGUUAUCCCUGUCACUCUCUUUGAUAGUGAUUUGCAGUGGGGAGUUAUCACUGCCAUAAGGUUGUCCUUUUCUAACGUGGUAACAUGGUUACAACACUUCUGUUCUGUAACAUUCUGCUUACUUAAUCUUUCUUUUGGUUCCUGGGUAAAGUUUGACCAUCCUCACCAGUUAACAAGUGAAAAUUGAAUAAUAGCCUACGUUGGCCCCAUUUAAUUAUAAAAUAACAGAAUGGCUGUAAGGGGCCUCUGAAGGUAACAAUCCUGCUCAAGCAGGGCUGGCUGGUCAGUUGCCCAGUACCGUGUCAGUCAGCUUCUGAAUAUCUAUGAGGAGGGAGACUUUGCUAUGUAGUGACCAUGUAAGUUUGUCAGACCUCUGCAUAUGGGCUAUCUGUAGAACUAAGCUAGAAAAAGGUAGGAAGUUUCACCCAACCUCUAAGCAAUUGUUAACAUAACUAAAAUGAGCUCAGGCCAAGGGAGUUGCAGAGACGCUGGUUUUUGGGUCAACACAAAGCCUGUGAUAUUUCAUGAGCAGUUGAAAAGGUGUAUUUCUUGGACUUACAGUAUCUGACUUGAAAAGAAAUGGUACAGUAGAAUAUCAUGUACACAAAAAGAAGAAAGGAGCAAUUGUGUAUGCUGGAGCCUGCAAUGGAAAGGAUGAUUGCAGUUUUGCAUAUGGUCAGGCACAGCUGUGAACAUCAGGACUAUCUCUUGAAGAAUGCUUAUUACUGGUGAACCAUCUUUUACAGUAUUUCACUGCAAUGUCACAUAGUAGAUCUCGUUAAACUACACUAAACUCUUUCCGACACUAUUUAAGAGAUCUAAGUAUUACAGUGAUAGGACUGGGCUACAGUGGCUUAUCUAAAAUGUCUGUGUUUACUUUAAUAUCCAUUAAAUGGCCAUAAAACUAGAAUCUCAAAGGAUGUCUGAAACUAUUUCUACUAAGGAAGACCAUACAGAAGGGAUGUUAGCUAACUGAGCCAAGAGUCCUUCCCUGAAUAUUUGUAAAGGGGAAGAAGCAAAAUAUUUUGGUAAAGUAAGUUGUGACUCAUCUGUUAUGCUUUGCUUUGACCUAUCUUUCUGCUACUUGCUUUCACUGACAUUCACUUAGGUUAGAUUGCCUGAAAUGAAGCAAAUAUGUCUUCCUCUGUGGUUUGGCUAUGUAUUUGUCUAUUGUAUUAUCAUUUACUUGCCUGUUAAAACAUAAAUCUGAUUUUCUCAGUUCUGCCUUUAAAGACUGGUGUGGACUUCUUAGUUGUCACCUAUUGCUCCAGAAAUACUUGUUGAAGAGAGUGAGGUAGAAUUAAUGAUGUGAUGGCCUGAGCUUUAAGAACAUUAAGUGCUGUUCUCAAGGCAAGGAGGAAUUUAUGAUUGCUUUUAAAGCAAAGCAUGUUUUAAAGCGAAGCAUGGCCUAUUUCUUACUCUAGACAUAUACCUUUUGUUAAGGGUCUACACUGAGAUACGCAGUGGUCUACAGGGUUUUUAUUUCUUAUUAUAUAAAGAAAUGCAGUGCAUUUCUUGUUUUCAUGGCUGAAGUGCAAAACAGAAAGCAAAUUGCUCUGAUUUAUUCAGGGAACUGAGAAAGCAUUUUCUUUUCAUGUUAUUUUUCAGUUUUCUCAAUCACUUGUUAGUAUUUAAUCUAGUAAGGUAUCGAAUGAGCGUAACCAUGGCUUCAGUUUCCCCUGUAUGGAUUAUUAUGUUACUACACUUCCAAUUGCUCAGGUAAUUAUGAUUUCAUUGAUGUGCUGCUUCAAAGUGCCAAUUUGUUACUUUUGAAAACUAAAAAAGCCUUAGAGAACUGACUUAAUCAAAUUAUAGCGCCAGCCUGAAGCCACAAGAGGGAAACCCCCAAGCUAUGCAUGCUGCUGUUCAAAAUUAAGGUAAUUCAGAUGCACAGAAAAAAAAACAAAACAAUAGUUUAUCAUUGAUUGUUUUCUAGUAGAAUCACCUGAGUUUUGGGAGCUACUUGUCCUUACGCAUCUUAGCAGAAAAGAAAUGUUGCUGCAUUGCCAAAUGAGUAAUGCUUUACUGAAAUUCAGUAGAACUCAAUCUGUGUGAGAAUAAAUCCUAGUUCUUUGGGCAGUGGUUUGAUUACGAGAGAGCCAUCUGAUAUGCAAGUUGCUUGGUGUGUGCUGCACGGUCAGUAUGGCUACUCCAGUCUCAACCAAGCUUGUCCAGAUUUCUGUAUUUGUUUUAUGAGCUUUAGGCAUUUCUGUAUUACUAGUUGUUUUCAAGUUCUUGAUUUACCCUCUGGAGUGUGAUAAUAUGCUGUCACUUAAUCUAAUACUGCUCCAAGGAAGCUCAUCCUCUAUCUCUGCAUUGCUGUUUAUUUGUGACUCAUGAAUUGUAGCCAGGUAAGGAGAUGCAGAAUCAAAUUUAGAAUACAGUACUGCAUUUCACAAGGGCAGGUGAAUGAGUAUUAUUUGUGGGGAAAACACUUCCAGGGCCCAGGCUUAGGGAAAGUCUUCUACCUUUAAUAAAGGCUGUGUCUCGUGAGGCACCAGAGAUCUCCUACAUUCUGAAAUAGUAUUGUUUUUAAGACAUUUCUCAUGUGAACAUACUUUAAAAAAAGUUACCACCAUCACAAUACCAUUCUGAGAUCUGAAGAGGAAGUAGGGAGAGGUAACAUCUUGUUCGUCUUCUGUGUUUUGUACUGUGGGGGGAAGAGAGGAAGGGUAUCUAUAGCCAGAGUGCAGCACUUUGAGCCAUUCCAAAAGCAGUCUGACAGACUUGCAUCAUAUCUGUACGUAUUACUCAUUGGAUUUGCACUUUCAUAUUAAGAAUGAGCUGUGGGGAAAUGAGAGUCAGCAAUGAGUCUGAUGCCAUUAUGCUUGAAUGAACAGGAGUUCCUCAUAGAUUACCUCAGACUUCUGUAGUUUAUUUUUAUGAUGGCUUGCAAAUACUGAAGCAUUAUUCAAGGAAACACGAUUCUUUCAAAUAAAUGAUUCAAGAGGGCACUCUAACAUCAGAUCUAAUGACAAUAAAUUCUGAUUUAAGUUAUUAUUCUUUUCCUAAGUUUGCAUAUGUCUAGAUUUAUAAUGUAGCUACAGCCUGUUUUUUUUAGAGAUAGCUCAUUUCUGCCAGAGUUCUGGAAUUCUUGAUUAAAAAUGUGCCUUCAAUAUUUAAUUGUUUAAAAAUCACUCCCAUGUGUGAAAGCUGUAAAAAUUAAUCUUCUUGGUAUUUUUUUUUUGUUGGUUAAUCUUUAUUCAUCCUCAUAUCCUUUACUUAAGAAGACUUUUGUUAGUUAUCGGUUCUUUCUUCAUUCUAUUUUCUGAUUUCUUCCUCUUAUUUCAGCAUUUGCUUUCAUUUUUCAUACUGUCUUCUUACAGUUUUGACUAUGUGUUCUCAUAGGUUCUUCUUCUGUAAACUGGUAGCUUAUUUUAUCAGCAAACCUUGUAGGAAGACUAAGUAUUUUGCAGGAAUGCCCUUUUUCUCUGUAGGUUUUUUUAACAUGUAUUUAACUAACCCCUUGUUUUAUUUAGCUGUCUGUAUGCUGACAUAGCAUGAUUUUUAUUUCCAGUAAAUGAAAGAAAAACACAUCCACCCAUAUGGUAUUUAGACUGAAAAACAGCCUUGGUCUACAACAAUUCUGACUGUUUAGUAGUUAUAAGUACUUAAUUUAGCAUUUUUAUUAUAUUUCAUCACUUGGGAAAUGAACACAGGCCUUUUAUCCAUUCAGUAGUUCUUCUUGUUUGGGUUAUUUGUUCAGGUGGGAUUUUUGCUGAUUUCUUUUUUCUUCGUAUAAUGCUGGGUUUUCUAUUACAGACUUCGGUUGAAAUGUGGAACUGAUGUUUUUGCUGUGAAUUGCUGAGUAGUCCCUGAAAAAUCACUGUAAUACAACUGAAUGAACUGCUAUGAUUGGUUAAAAAAGAAAAAUUAAGUAGAAAUUGCUUUACCAGUAAAUGUGAAGGGAUACUUCUCGGUUUACUGUGUAUGCUGUGCUCUUUGAAAAUAAAGUAGGUUUUGCAAGAAACAAAA